AUGAAGCUGGGCUUGAUGAUUAUUUACAUACUGUCUGCGGCAGUAGGCUCAAUGGGAGCUGUCGAGAAUGCUUCUUUUGUAUAUGACGCUAAUAUUGACAAAUUGGAUGCUGCGCCAACUUGUUCUAUCGAAUACGGAGCGGCCCCUCCAAAUGAGACAGUCGCCAACAUUGCCCAUCUCUUCGACAUUGCCGAUUCUACGUGCAGUGUAGGCGCAGCUACUUGUGCGCGUGUGUCCCAUGAAGGGAGCUCGUCAAUUUUCUGGUGCAACUUUGAAGGGGAGGUUAUUUACAUGAGGUGUGGAGAUCUUGUUGAACCCACCGAGCAGGUCUCCGAUGCUUGCCGUGUUGGCGACCGCUAUACCUACGGCUAUGUCUCCAGGAGCAUGGUUGAUGGGUCCCAAAGCUACCCGUAUUUAGUGGUUAUUGGUGGCGAUUAUGUAUUUGAG
Messenger RNA from Aspergillus neoniger CBS 115656, 447 nucleotides. RefSeq lists its product as uncharacterized. The transcript is spliced from 4 exons. Lineage: Eukaryota; Fungi; Ascomycota; Eurotiomycetes; Eurotiales; Aspergillaceae. The annotation marks the transcript as partial. The record is from RefSeq and is a predicted model, not a curated record.